UUUUUUAAUUUUUUUAACUUUCUUUUUAAAAGCUUUAUGAGGAUUUGGCACAGACGCAGUCUUAAAGCAGAUUUGAAUGAAAGUUUGGAUAUGAGAAGAGGACAGGAUAUGGAAGAGGAAGAAGAUGACGAAGAUUUUGAUGAUAAUGAAGAGGCAGUGCAUUUGAGAGGACGUUAUUUUCCUAAUCUUUUGAGAUCGGAGGAUGAUGAAGAAAAUGAAAGGACGAGGAAUCGGCGGGCAAAUAAGAUGGUUAAUAAUAGCUGGCCUCCAAUGACAAGCAAUACUUUUGAACAGUAUGAGGUUGAGGAAGAAUCAGAUGAAGAAGACGACGAAGAUUUUAACAAUUUUCAAUCACAUCGUCAAUCACGAGUAAUUGGAUGGCGUAUACCAAAUAAACAGGAAAGGACGCAGAGUCGAUCAACGAGUUCUCCCCGAAGGCGUAGACGGAGUAUUGGUACCUAUGGACGAACGGAAUUUGAUUCGGAACAGAAUGGAUUUUUUACAGCCUUUAACCUCCUCAUGUUUGCCUGCCUUAUUUUAUUAUUGAUUUUCUUGUUUUACUAUGUUCUACCAAAUUAUUUUUCUUAUGGUCGUUUGAGUCCUAAACAAAGAUAUACAAAUUUUCGCAAGGAUUUGACUGAAUAUUUUAGCGAAGAAUUUGACGAGGGUUCAAACUCUAAAACAUUCAAAAUUCUUUCUUAUAUUGCUGCAAAAAUUUCUGAACGAGAUGAGCUUCAAUUAAGUUGUAAUGAUAGAAGAUUGAGUCCUCUGACUUUGUUGAUAGCUGAUUCUUUUUCUGAUAACAAGGCAAAUUUUUUGGCUGGAAAUUUUUCUGAUAUUUUGCAAAGACAUUGGCCAUACAGAAUUUUCAAACAUCAUCUCAAUCCAAACAUAACAAGAAUUCAACUUGAUCGGGGUAUACUUUCUCCUGUUAUUGACGAAAAACAAUCUACAACAUUUGCACUUUCUUUGGAAGGAUUGGAAAAAUUAAGUGAUAAAGCGCCUCUUUUUCUUCAUUCACUUGCUGACCCAGAAAGUUCUCCUCUACUUUUUACUCAACAUAAUGUGCUUAUUAUUGGAACUCUUAAAUUAUUGGAAAAUGAAGAAACGCAAUUGGGAAAUGCUCAAACAAGUUGUGAUGAGCGGAUAGAAAAGUCAUUAAUGCAUUCAUGGAAAUCUGAUGCUCUUUCUGAGGACCAAAUUCAUCCUAUUAUUGCUCGGAUAAGUGCUCAUUCUGUCUGCCUAGACUAA
Messenger RNA from Meloidogyne enterolobii, 1251 nucleotides. Lineage: Eukaryota; Metazoa; Nematoda; Chromadorea; Rhabditida; Meloidogynidae. The record is from the annotation of a GenBank genome assembly.